ACUGAAAAGCGGCUGUUUGGCACAAUAUAAUCGCAAGUGCCGAGUUCGUCGCGAAUACAGCUUGUUGAAAGAUAUAAAGUUUUUUUUGUUUUUAAAACACCAUUCAUAAUAAAAUUUUGAAGUGUAUAAAUGAACAAUGAGUGACAUGUGAAAAGGUGGGAGAUUUUCUUGAAAGGCAUUGUAAGGUUAGGAUGUAUCCUGGCAAAUGGGAUUAUAUGUGUUGUUCGUAGCGGCUUUAGUCUGCUUUGGUAAACUGCAUGCUAACUUCCAAGAUGCCAAAAUUGCAACAAUUGUUAGGGACAAUGUCGGUGAUAUUUUUAUGGCAGAAGGAACGGAAUGCAAUAAGGACACCUGCGUGGGAAUUAGUAGCGGUACAGCUUCUACAUUGGACAUGAAAAAUGAAAAUUCCCUGGAAAAUUUUUGCGAGUGCCAAUGUCACAAGCAUCUGCCGGUGUUUCGAGAAGAUUUGCGCAUUUGCGUUGACGAUAUACGAGAAUGUUCACUGGCUUCCUUUGUAAGUAGUUCCACUAGUCAGCAAAUUCCAUUCGUCUAUUUACCAUUAAAAGGUCAAAUCAUCCAUCCAAGCAAGGAAAUAAAAUUUACAGAUCUCAAAGCUCCUGUAUGUGCGGUAUCAAGUGCAAAAGUAUUAUCUGAAGACGGAUGGACAGAAUUAAGGAAUCCACUAGAUGGCGAUAUACCACUGAGGUUAUUUCGAGAUGAGGGUCGAGUAUUUUUGCAAUGGACAGGCAAUUCCCAGCAAAGGCUGCAAAUGCAAGGCAAACUAAUCUUGAUUUUUAUUUUUUGUCGAGAAGUAUCAAUUUCUGAUUCCACUGUAACGGAACCAUCAACCGUAUUUACACCUUGUGUUUCCUUUAGAGUUGCAGGAAAAACAAUUUAUAACAACCAUAAUAUAACUGAAGUAUCAUUUUUGGAUGAUAUACAACCAAGUGCAAAUAGUAGCUUUAGCAUUUCUGAAUAUUUUGCAGUCGGCAUUUGCUCAAUUUUACUGGCUUUAGUUUAUGUUGCGUCUGUAUUGUUGUAUCUUCAUAUGCGCAAAAAGCGAAACAAAAGUGAAUCAAAAUCAACGCCAAAUGAUAGUCAAAAUUUUAAUACAUUGGAAGAUGGAGUAAUAAAAAGUAAUCCACUAUUGAGUUACGAAAAGCAUUUUCCUGGAGCUAACUCGAGUUUCACCGAUUCAUCAAGCACAGUUUCUGACAAUGAUGAUUCACAUUCCGUGCAGCUCGAAGAAAAACGAAAUAAAAAGAUUCAAACCACUUCAGCCUUAGUACAUCUUCAAAAACCGGAGUUCGUUUUUCUUACUACAACAAAUCAAGACCCCCUCUAUCAAGAACCUUCUUCAAUUGAAAAGCUACCAGAAGAAAAUGUUUCGAUUGUAGAAACAACCGAACAUAGAGAAGAAGAAACGGACCAUCUGAAAGCAAUAACAGGAAACACAAGAAAAAAAUUAUACUUUAAUCCAGCAUACUUUGAACCACAGUUACUAAUGGCUCCACCUCCUGCUGCUGUGGAAUUUUUAACGAAAAUUCGGGAAGUGAUGGCUAUUGCGAAGCAAAAAAUGGCCAGUAAAAAAUUUACUCCAAGCCUGCAUAAAAUUCCAGAGGAGGAAUCAUUCGAGCCGAUUUACGAACAAAGCCGAUCAAUUCACAGUAGCAGAAAAGAUAGUGUGCUUAGUUUAAAAAAAGAAAACAGCCGAAGAAAAUCGUGUUCUAAUUGUUCUGGCUUCGAUUAUCAGAAUGCUAGUCUUUCUGUUGAACUGAUUCCAGAAUUAUCGUUACUUCCUGUGUGUCAGAAUUGCACACUAUCCAAUGAGAGUAAAGAAAAAAGUAUUCAGAGAUGGUUGGAAGAAAUACCUGUGAGAACUUGCAGUGAGGAAUGGUCAUUCAAAACUAAAGAAGAAUGUAGUUCAAUUCCCACAAAACGUUUAAGAUCACCUACAAGGUCUUUGCCUUCUUGCACUACAUCUCAAUUCUAUCGCAGUCUGUCUCCAAAGCCUGUAUCCGAAUCAGGAAAAAUAACAAAAAUUUCAUUCCCUUAUGACACAAAAUCUACUAAACCUGUCAAUGGAAAAAUUAAAAAAUCCAGGGCACCAUUUCCUCCCCAUCCUUCUGAGACAAUUACUGUAAUUCACGAGAAACGUUCUCAUCAAAGGGAUCCGAAUGGAAAACAUGUAGUAGACAAUAAACCUUCUCUCAAACCUGAUAAAAACCCAAUUUAUACAGAUGAAAUUGAGGCAUCCUCAGUGAAUAAUAAUAUAAAAGCAACGAUAGGACCCUAUGACUCAGAUAGUCUGGAGAGACUUCAACAUCAAAUGAAAAAUAUUUAUAUCUCAAGUUCAGAAAACAUAUCGCAACCAAAUGUUAAUUUAAGUACAAAUGUAAAGAUAGCAGAGGAAACAACAGUUACAAGUGUUAUAAGACAAGAAGUUGAUUCAGAAGAUCUGAAUCCACCUUCUAAUAAUGAAGAUUUAAACGAUGAUUAUCAUCUUACUGUUCUGAAAACAGUUUGUCAAAAAGUGAUGGACAGUAGCUUCUACACAUUACCUGAACUUCUUCAAAGUAGUGGAAACAAGGGUUAUAAUUUAGUAAGUGAAGUUUACGUAAAUAAUGGCUACAAUUUUGGAAGUUUACCAGCUAGUCCUAACCAUUCAUCAAAUUCCACCCUACAAAAAUGCAGAAACAGUGUGAAAUAUGUACAACCAGAACCAGGCCAACUUUUAAUUGAAGUUGAAGAUUGCCCAGAUAAUUAUAUAAAAGUAGAUGAGCAAGAUUUCGAACCAGAUACAUUAGAUCGAAAGCCAAGUAAAAAUUAUACAAAUAAUGAAACACUUUGUAGUGAAAAUGAAAACAAGAAAACUAGUAAAAUCCUCCUUAAAACGACAGGAAGUUUUAAAACAGAUAAUAACCGACUUGAUGCAUACGAAAUGGACAAUAAAUCACUCUUAUCCAGAAAUUUCGGAAGUCUACGUCAAAUUUAUCAAGAGAAAUCCAUGUUGAAAUCAAACGAUUCACAUCAAAAUUCGUUAGAUUGUAGUGAUAAGACCUAUAAACACGAAGGAGCCCUACUGACAUUAGAAGAACGUCAUGCAAAACGACAAAGGCGUUUCACAUUUGCAGGUUGUUCCAAUGUUCCCCCAGAUGUGAUACCACCUUCAAGUCACAACUCUUUGUAUGAUUUCCCGAGACCACCUUACGAGCCACAUCCAGAAUUAUCUCCAGUCAUUACAAAUGAAAAGUUAUCUAAAAAUUGUUCUCAAAUAAAUAGCAUACACCAAAAAGAAAUUUAUUCAAACUGUAAGGAAGGUCUAUUUUGUAAUGAGUUUGCUAACAAUGAUGACAUUAUUUGCAACGGAGUUUCUCAAGCAGCGAUCCAGAUAAAUGAUUUAUACGAUGAGAUAAAAAUUCCAAUGAAGGUAGAGCAUGUAGUGUAUAACAUCCGUCAACUAAAUACAAAUUCUAACCUUAGUGAUAUUUUUACUACAAAAAAUAUAACAAAGCCUGAAGAUUCUGGAUAUUUGAGUACGGAUUCCAAUUGUAAUUUAAAAAAAGCGGAAUGUUUUGAUAUCUCAGUAGAAAAUGAUGAAGGUGAAAGUGAAACGGACGAUAGUUUAGCGGAUGGACAAAGUGAAUCGGGUGCAGAAAGCGUAGAAACGCAUUCCGUAUUUUUCGGAAGUUAUCACGGAAGUUCUUUUUGCAUUCGAGAUUCGGCUGAUAGUGGUGUUGGUUUUGAUAUUAGAAGCAGUGAAAAUUUAUUUUCUUUGGGGGAUGAAGAUGAUGAAAGUGAUUCAGAAGCAAUGAGCUACGCUACAGUUGUACCUGUUGAAAGUAUUUCCUAACUGCUAUAAUAAAUUAUAUUGACCUUACCUUGAUGAAAAUACACAUUUAAGAAAUAUAUAGGAUAAAAAUCACUACAAAUUUUCACGUUUAUGAAAAUUUGUUAUGAUUAUAUGUAUUUCUUAAUAAACUAUUUUUACAGCCUUUCUCAUGAGUUAAAAAAGGAAAAUAAACUGAAUUAUAUUACAUACAGUUAAAACGUAGUUAUCCACACGAUUCUUGCCAUUAAUCAAAAUUUAUUAGAUUCAUCGAUAUAUUCCCACAAGUUUAAAGAAUAUUUAUUUUCAUAAUUUAUUACUUCUCAAAUAUGAAUUGAAAUCUUCUCUCAUUAUUUGUUUGUUAUUUUUCGGAAUUAUUUCCUCUGCGAUGACCAUCUCGCAUCCCAACUUUAUCAAAAAACCUAAUUUCAACUAUUUGGGUCUAUACGUUUUUACGUGUAAUUACUAGGUAACCUUAAAACGAAUUGAAGUAUAGUUAUUGUGUCACAUUGAUUCUGAUAUCAAAGAUGGAAGUGACGGAAAAAGGAAAAGUAAUGAAUAACAUUGUUUUUUCCUAAUUUUCAAUGUUUUCAACUUUUAUUAUCUUACGUUAAAUAAUAGAUGUUCAAAGAUUACUUAAACAUUAAACAUUUCUCAGAAACAAAUUCUACACCGACACAUUGUUAUGUAUUAAA
Agrilus planipennis (emerald ash borer) is the source of this 4524-nucleotide messenger RNA. RefSeq lists its product as uncharacterized. The transcript is spliced from 9 exons. Gene Ontology annotation, biological process: imaginal disc-derived wing hair organization. The record is from RefSeq and is a predicted model, not a curated record. Gene Ontology annotation, cellular component: cell cortex. The coding region runs from base 206 to 3853 and encodes 1215 amino acids. NCBI's taxonomy places the organism in Eukaryota, Metazoa, Arthropoda, Insecta, Coleoptera, Buprestidae.